This is a messenger RNA of Eurytemora carolleeae, 315 nucleotides long. RefSeq lists its product as uncharacterized. The record is from RefSeq and is a predicted model, not a curated record. Lineage: Eukaryota; Metazoa; Arthropoda; Copepoda; Calanoida; Temoridae. The transcript has 3 exons. Bases 1 to 315 code for a protein of 104 amino acids.
AUGACAGAUGUGUUCCCGUCCUGUCACAAGAUUAAAGAAAGAAUGAAGGUGUUAGCUGCAGUGGAUUUAGAACAUGGCUACAUGCCACUUUUCAAGGACUCCAAACAGGACACAAUAACAUCCUCCAGAUUCAUCCGGACAAAGAAUUUGCACAACCAUAUUCUAAGUCAAGUAGAGGAGCUGAAUCCUGAUGAUCUUCAUUUAAUUGAUGGAAAAAUUGGUGUUGUUAUUGGUGGAGACAAAGGAGGAAGCAUUACCAUGAAGGAACUGUUGAUAACUUAUUUAGUAUUUGUGAAAAAAACAACUCCGAACUAG